Molecule: messenger RNA, 3106 nt
Organism: Oreochromis aureus
Lineage: Eukaryota; Metazoa; Chordata; Actinopteri; Cichliformes; Cichlidae
Product: von Willebrand factor A domain-containing protein 5A-like
Exons: 25
Coding region: 335-2761 (808 amino acids)
Source: RefSeq, a predicted model, not a curated record
GAAGAAAAAGAAAAUGAAACCUGUCAGGAUACACACGUCUGUUUUCUACAGUCACUGGUCUGUCCAUAGAAGUAAGCUUCUAUUGCACAUCAUUCUUCACUAGCGGUCUCCAGCGCCACAUUUUCAUAUCUCACAGCUUGUGCACAGAAAGCAGUGUUGUGUCGAACUUCGUAUCUGGUCCUGGAGACACAACGCACGACACAGACCACAACAAACCAAAACUAAAGGCCGAGUUACCAUUAACUAAAACAAUGCACCGUGUUUGUCAGGGUUCUGAGCAGCUAGUUUGCGCUGUUCCUGAUCAUUCUUGAAACGAACUGGCUGGUUGUAUACGAUGAUAAACCGCUGUGGUCUGCUAACUCUCCAGAAGGAACCAGUUCCUCUGAAGAGCAUUGAGGUGGAGCUGGAGGUGAGGGACCAUGUGGCUACAGUGGUCUCCACUCUGAACUAUGAAAAUAAGGAGGACAAACCAUUAGAGGCUGUUUUUGUCUUCCCUCUGCCUGGAGAUGCUGCUGUCUGUCAUUUCAGUGCUAAGAUUGGACAGACACAGAUUGUAGCUGAGGUGAAGGAGAAACAGAAGGCUCGUGAGGAGUAUGAUGAUGCUCUGAGCUCCGGUCAGCAGGCCUUCCUAUUGGAGGAGAGUGAUCAGAGUCCAGAUAUAUUCUCUCUGAGUGUGGGCAGUCUGCCUCCAGGAGAGAGCGCCUCCAUCAGGUUGGAGUACGUGACUGAGCUGGCUGUGCAGGCUGAUGAUGGUCUGAGGUUCUGUCUGCCUGCUGUGCUCAACCCUCGAUAUCAGCCUCAGGGUAGUGAAGGUGCAGGAGUCCAGGUGACUUCUGUUCCAGCCUCUCUGGUGCCCUACAGCCUGUCUUUCUCUGCCCGAGUGUCCUCUCCUCGUCCAAUCUCUAAAGUAGAGUCCAACUGUUCCUUGGACCCUCUCCAGUACCUCAACACUGAUCAAACCCAGGCCACGGUCAAUUUGGCUGCAGGACACAAGUUUGACAGAGAUGUUGAACUGCUGAUUUAUUACAAAGAUGCCCACCAGCCCACUGCUGUGGUGGAGGCAGGACAGGCCUCUGCUGAGCCGGGCUCUCUGAUGGGUGAUCCAGUAGUGAUGGUGAGUCUGUACCCUGAAUUCCCCCAGUCUGUGAUGUCUUCAAUGGCUUCAUGUGGGGAGUUUGUGUUUUUAAUGGAUCGGUCCGGAAGUAUGGACGAUUAUGUCACAAACAGCAAGCAGCAGGAAACUUGCAUCAGCAGUGCCAGGGAUACUCUGCUGCUCCUGUUGAAGAGCUUACCAAUGGGCUGCUAUUUUAACAUUUACAGUUUUGGGUCUGGAUAUGAACACAUCUUCCCUAAGAGUGUGGAGUACAGCCAGCAGACCAUGGAGGAGGCUCUGAAGACAGUUGAGCAGAUGGAGGCUAAUCUUGGAGGAACUGAGAUCCUGCAGCCCCUCAAACAUAUUUACAGCCAGCCCUGCAUUCCCAAUCAGCCUCGACAGCUGUUUGUCUUUACUGAUGGAGAGGUGGGGAACACCAAAGAAGUGAUAGAUCUGGUGAAGAAGAAUUCAGGUUCUCACAGGUGUUUCUCUUUUGGGAUUGGGGAAGGGGCCAGCUCUGCUCUCAUCAAUGGGAUGGCAAAGGAAGGAGGAGGUCACGCUCAGUUCAUCACAGGGACUGACAGGAUGCAAGCAAAAGUGAUGCAGUCGCUGCGAUUUGCUCUGCAGCCGGCUAUGGUCGACAUCUCAGUCACAUGGGAUUUACCAAAGGAAGUGUCUGUCACUGUCCUCUCUCCACCAGUCACAGCACUUUUCCAGGGUCAAAGGUCACUGAUUUAUGCCCAGCUCACUGGACAGAGGUCAGAGGCAGCAGAGGGCUGUGUGAUGGUGAAGUACAGCCUGGCAGGUCAUCCCUCUGAGAACCAGCUGCACUUCAGUCUCAGACCUGCAGAGGACACUGGACUAACAGUCCACAGGUUGGGUGCUCGGACUCUGAUUCGCUCCCUGGAGAUGGAUGAGAGAGAGAGCAGAGGACAGCAAGAUGGAGGAGUGAAGGAGGUGGUGGUGAAGCUCAGUGUCCAAUCAGGAGUGAGCAGUUCUUUCACUGCCUUCAUUGCUGUCAAUAAAGACAACAGCAAAGUGAUUCAGGGACCUCUUGUGCGCAGAAAUAUUCCAACGCCCUUUGCUCCCUUGAGGGCAGGUGGUUCACCAACAUAUAAGAUUGCUCGCUUGAGGGGAGGUGGUUCACCAAUGUUGGUAAAUGGGCUAAUGGGUUGUCCACCUCCCAUGAUGCGUGUGUCAAGCCCUGUUGUGUUUGGUGCUUCAUCAGGACUUAUGUUGGACUCUGUGCUGAUGGCUGCUCCAAUGGGCAUGAGUGCAGAAGCAAAGAGAAGGAAAAAAGAGGGCAGAUUCAGUAAAGCUGCUGCACCCGAGCAGCCACCCAGAGACCCUUUGCUGCACUUAGUCUCCCUGCAGGAGGCGUCUGGCUGCUGGCUGCUUGAUCCAGCUCUGGCUACUGCACUGGGAAAGACCAACAAGAAGGUGGAAAAGUCAAAGCCUGAAAAGGCCAACAGUGAAGUGUGGGCCACCAUUCUGGCUCUGAUCUGGCUUCAUGCCUUCAAGAUGGAUGCAAAGGACGAGUGGGAGCUUCUGGCUAUGAAGGCUGCCUCAUGGCUCCGUGCUCAGAAUGCGCCGUGUGUGACAGAGUGUGUGGAUGCUGGAAAUGUCCUGUUGGGUUGCAGCGUGAGGAAAGAAGCUCUGGGCCUCUGAGGGGUUUCUUAUUGCGGCUUCACCUUCAGUGUGAUCAGAAGCAGAUCUGCGUACACCACACUGCCUUUGAUUGAGUGCUGUUACAUAUUAUGUACCCUGCUGCUAGUUCUUAGUGAAUUGGAGUGAAUGGAGCUAAAUAGCUAAAAUGCCUGUUAAGAGACUUUACUCCAAAAAGUCCAAAGUUUAUGUUCACUUCUACAAAAGAAAAGUAAGUAUAUUAUGGUCAAAUUAAGUGAACUCAUACAGAACAUCAUUGUUUCUCUCACAGGGGUUUUCCAUAAAAUGCUAUCAGUUUGGUGGAUGUAGUGUUUUUGUGAACACCAAAAUAAAAAUGUUAUUUUACAA